AGGCCACAAUCCCCAGAGUAGGAAGCAAGCUGCAGGGCCACAGACCAUCAGAACUAAAGGUCUGCAGGGGAAGUUGCAGGCAGGGCUGGCCACUGCAGUUCCCAGGCUCCAACCUCCCGCAAUGCUUCCUGUGGCUUCUGGCACUAGGGGUAGCACCCAGGAUCUGUUCCAGGUUGGCCUAGCACCUCCAGGUCCUGAAGACUACCUUGAGGUCAGCAUUCCAACAGACUCAAGAGCCAAAUAUCCUGAGGACACAAGUGGACAGAAGGGAACUGACGACCUAGCAGCUUUGAGAUCAUCUGUGCCUCGGGUACUAGUGCUUCCUGGGGAAAUUCCAUGUGAGAAACCUGGUGAGAUAUUCAUUCUGUUGAAAGAUGAACUAAUUGGCGAAAUUCUAGAGGUUGAAUUUAUAUCAACCAGCAAGCGCCUCAGAACACGUCCAGCACGUUGGAGUAAGAGUGUCUGGCGUAUGAAAGCUGCAGAUUUUCCAGCUGGCUCCGUCACUGUCAAUAUCCACUGUGAUGGAAUCAUCAAAGCCACAACAGAGAUUAAAUACUGUUCAGCAGCAAAAGCAACAGAAAGUCCAUUUAGAGUGUCAGACCCGGGCGAGAGUUUGUGCCAGAAAAGCAUCGAAGAACUUGAUAAUGUUCUUGCAUCUAUAUUCAAGCGUGAGAUACCAUAUUAUGAAUUCAAACAUCUCCAAGCUGAAACUUACCCUCAAAAGGAACGUACUCACACCACAGAACUCCCAACACUUCUUCACUGUGCCGCAAAAUUUGGCUUAAAGAAUCUGGCUCUUCAUCUGCUGCAGUGUUCAGGAGCAAUGAGGGCAGCUAGAAUGAAGGCUGCGGAUGGUUCAGACCUGCUGUAUAUUGCUGAAAGGCAUGGUCAUGAAGAACUCAAGGAAGUCUUUGAAGACUUUCUCAGCCAAAACACUGGCAGAAAUAGCGAGCAAGAAAAUGACUAUGAAGAAGAUGUAAUCUCAUUUUCCACAUAUUCACCCUCCAUGCCGUCUCCAGCAUCCCAUCAUGAACUCAGGAAGACACACAGGCGGAGCACAGACAGAUCUGAGAAGCCUGAAAGGUCUAUGGAGAUGAAGGAAGAAGAAGCAAGCGCUGAGGCAAGACCCAGCCUGUCAGAGGGCGACAGGGAAAGCUCCGAGAUCCAGUAUGACGAUCUGUAUGUGUUCAUCCCUGGGUUUGACACCGCAGGCAACUCUGAAGAGCCUCUCCCACACUGCAGGCCACCUCUGCUGCCACCACGACCAGGCACUGCUGCCUCCCAACUAGAAAGACCUCACUUUACCUCACAAGGAAAAGUACUGGAAGACCAAAUGGAAAGAAGUCAAAACUGGAAUGAUCUCAACGCAAGACCAGAGACAAGAGAGGAAUCCAGCAGAGAAGAAAAGAAAGAAGCAGCCCAGGAGGAGGAGGAGGAGGAGGAAGAAGAAAACCCAUAUGCAUUUGCAGAGACUGAAGACAAUGAGUAUGACCUGAUACUGGCCAGUAAGAGUGUCAAGAAAAGAACUGGAAAUCGGUCCUUCAUUAUAAACAGACCACCGGCUCCCACACCCCGGCCCACGCACACCCCUCCCAAAGAAGAAACCACACCUUACAUAGCUCAAGUGUUCCAACAAAAGGCAGCCAGAAGACAAUCUGAUGGUGAUAAGUUCUACAGUCUCCCUAAGAAACCCGACAAAACUCGAAUGGAGGGCCCAACUUUCCCUAGUACAAGGGAUUAUCUGACUACUGGGCAGGAAGAACUGAUUCUCCUGCAGGAGAGAGUCAAGAAUGGGAAAAUGUCUGUGGAUGAAGCUCUAGAGAAAUUUAAACAUUGGCAGAUGGGAAAGAGUGGUCUGGAAAUGAUUCAGCAGGAAAAGCUACGGCAACUACGAGACAACAUUAUUGGGAAAAGGCCAGAGGAUGAAAAUGCCUACGAUAAACUGACCAUUGUGCACCAUCCGAGUGGUAUUACUGCCCACAAUGAAAAUAUGUUGUACAACAGUCCAUUCAACAGUAAGUUUCCUGCUCGAGUCCAAGUUGAAAAGGAAUUUGGUUUCUGCUGCAAAAAAGAUCAUUAAAAAAGACUAUUAUAAUCAAACUCAAGAAUCUGCAAACAUGUUGUGCCUCAGUGAAGCAAGCCUGCUUCUGGAAUACCUGGUCUCCAGGGCUAAUCUGCAUGGACACAGGACACAAGUGUGCCUUUGGAUUUCAAAGUGUGUUAGCACCACAAUUUAUUGGUACUGUACCACUUCAGAUGGAUACAACAAAAGAUGGACACUUAUAGCAUUCUCUGAAAAUCCAUUCAUUUUUACAAUUUUUGCCACCACAGCACCUCAUUCUCCCAUCUUGAAAAUUAAAGAAAAAAAAAUCAGCAAAGUUAAAUACAGACUAGCAAAAUUAUGGAACCAAACUAUAUAGGUUAUUCUUCCUCUCCUUCAACUAAGAACGUUUUAAAUAUUUGCUCUUUAAAUGACCAUCUUCUGUCUGCUUUUCUCACAUUCAGAGCCAUAAUGUUCUUGUGAUAUCAUGUUUUCAGAUAGCUUCUUUUAUUUAGUGCCUAUUUGCAUGUACCUUUGAAAUGUACUUUUAUACGCAGUUUUUGUUAGUUGAUGGUGUUCUGUGUUUGGUUGAUAAGCAAGCACUCUGCCAGUGAACAAGUCUUCAGCCCUCUACACUGAUUCCUGCAGUCAUGUUAAUUCUAUCAAUUAACGAUGUGCACAGUAAUAUUUCAGAACAUGGAUGCCUCGCACAUUGCCUGUGCUCAUCCUCUGCUCUUCUGGAAGGUAUUUCCCCAUGCUUCCCUGUCCCCAAGGCCUUACUAAAUGUCUUUCUCUCAAAUUAAAAAGUACUUUUGCAAA
Mus caroli (Ryukyu mouse) is the source of this 2860-nucleotide messenger RNA. NCBI's taxonomy places the organism in Eukaryota, Metazoa, Chordata, Mammalia, Rodentia, Muridae. The record is from RefSeq and is a predicted model, not a curated record.